Messenger RNA from Neltuma alba, 1806 nucleotides. Its product is annotated as probable arabinosyltransferase ARAD1. NCBI's taxonomy places the organism in Eukaryota, Viridiplantae, Streptophyta, Magnoliopsida, Fabales, Fabaceae. The record is from RefSeq and is a predicted model, not a curated record. Gene Ontology annotation, molecular function: glycosyltransferase activity. The transcript is spliced from 4 exons. The coding region runs from base 174 to 1463 and encodes 429 amino acids.
AGCAUCUUUCUUCUUCGUUUCUUGUUUGGUACUCGAAGAAGUCACCGAGAAAUGUGCAGAGCUAUUCGGUGAUCGGCACUGGAAGCCUCAAUUGCGAAGCGAAGGAAGUGAUUGGUUGUUAAAGCAUGAGGUGGAGUAGAUAGCACAAGGAUCAUCGAGGAGGAACCAUCAAGAUGUAUGCACGAGCGGUUCUUUCUUUCGUUUUUGUGUUUCUACUCCUAUUCUCUUACUCAAUUUUCAUAGGGACUUUGGACAUUCGAUCUUACUUCAACCCUCUGUCGAAGUUGCCGGUUGUUUCACCCGGUCCAUGUGCACCUGAACCGCCUCUCCGGGUUUACAUGUAUGAUCUUCCCCGUCGAUUCAAUGUUGGCAUGCUCAAUCGCCGGAGCACGGAGGAAGCUCCGGUUACCGCCCGGGAUUGGCCGCCAUGGCCCAGGAAUUCUGGGUUGAAAAGGCAACACAGCGUUGAGUACUGGAUGAUGGGCUCGCUUCUUUAUGAAGGAGGAGGAGACUAUAGAGAGGCGGUAAGGGUUUCGGAUCCGGAAAUGGCAGAUGUGUUCUUCGUGCCUUUUUUCUCCUCAUUGAGUUUCAAUACGCAUGGCCAUAAUAUGACGGAUCCGGCUACUGAGAUUGAUCACCAAUUACAGAUUGAUUUAAUUGACUAUUUGUGGCAAUCCAAGUACUGGAAAAGGUCUGGAGGUCGAGACCAUGUUAUUCCAAUGACACACCCCAAUGCAUUCAGGUUCCUGCGUGAUCAUGUGAAUGAAUCUAUUCAGGUUGUUGUAGAUUUUGGCCGCUACCCCAAAAAUGUGUCUAAUUUGAGGAAAGAUGUGGUUUCCCCAUACGUGCAUGUGGUGGAUUCAUUUGAGGACGAUGAAUCUCCAGAUCCAUAUGAGUCUCGUACAACACUGCUUUUCUUCCGUGGGAGGUUAUUCAGGAAGGAUGAAGGCAUUGUGCGCGUUAAGCUAGCAAAGAUAUUAUCUGGCUAUGAUGAUGUUCAUUACGAGAGAAGUGUUGCUACUGGUGAAAACAUUAAAGCGUCAUCUAAGGGGAUGCGUUCUUCAAAGUUCUGUCUGAACCCAGCUGGAGAUACACCUUCAUCUUGUCGUCUAUUUGAUGCCAUUGUGAGCCACUGUGUUCCUGUCAUUGUGAGUGAUCAAAUUGAGCUCCCAUUUGAGGAUGAGAUUGACUACACUCAAUUCUCGUUGUUUUUCUCUUUCGAAGAGGCAUUAGAGCCAGGCUACAUGAUUGAUAAGCUUCGUAAAUUUCCAAAGGAAAAAUGGGUAGAAAUGUGGAGGAAGUUGAAAAACGUAUCCCAUCAUUAUGAAUUCCAGUAUCCGCCCAAAAGGGAAGAUGCUGUGAAUAUGUUGUGGAGACAGGUGAAGCACAAACUUCCCAAAGUCCAACUCUCUGUUCAUAGAAGCCGGAGGUUAAAGAUACCAGAUUGGUGGAAGCGGAGAUGAUCUUUGGAGCCGGCUUUGUUGACUGUAUACAUUCGCAUCCAAGUUAGGGACAACCCUUGGCAGGGAAGAUACCAUUAAUACGACCCGUGUGAACUCAAUUUUUUAUAAUGAAGAUUUUGAUGCCAUUUUUAAUCUGUGAUCUAUUUUGGUAAUUGAUCUUUGAUGGGUGUGACGCAUUUGCCUCGCUGAAAAGCCUAAUACUCGUCAGCGUUCAUCAUGCCAAUUUUGCAGACGUUGCUCCUCCUUCAUCUUCUUUUUGAGUGUCUUAGCUGAAGGUGGACUCUGUAGUUUUUACUUUUUACAAGUGAGAGUAUGCUCAAUUGAAUUUGAAGCUUUAACCAAA